AUUACGUUGGCACUAGAACAAGKCAAUUUUAGCCAUUAAAAAUACAGGCACGGUUAAUUGUACAAUAAUAGCYCAAUUCGAGUUGUGAUAAAUGUAAAUAAAUAGUAAAAAAAUUAAAUAAAUAGUCAAAUUUGCAAAAUUUGAUUAAAUUCGGUGAAUUUGAAGUGGGUUGGUGGCCUUGUCCUGGCAAUUUUGACAGUUGACACUACGAAAUUGUUUAACAACAAAAACGUGUUUUGGGUGUUUUUUGACUUAAGUGAGUGUUGUUUAUGGGAUUUUUGAUGAUUUGGUGUGAUAAUGGCGUCGGAGGACCAGAAGCCGGUCAUCGACGCCCCUGUGAAGUCUUCAAUGGAGAUUCUCUCCGAACUGUUUGAAAGUUUCGACGCUGAGCCCCCUCUAAUAAUAAAAAAGGAGAAAUCUGACUCGCCUCCUAGUAAAAAAAGCAAAAAAAGUAAAAAGAAACACAAACACAAAGACAAGAAACACAAAAAGAAAGAUAAGAAGAAGAAACACGAAAGUUCCUCCAGUGACAAGUCUGAGAUUGAUUUGGCCGAAAUUUUGAUCAAACAAGAGAAAGAAUCCUCGGAGCAAAAAAUUCGCAUUGAAGGGACCGACUUGAGUCUCAAUCUUGCCAUAAAACAGGAGAAAGUCGACACCAAGAAAGAAAGUGAGAAGAAAGCGAAGAAACUGGAAGAAGGGGAAGUCCAYAGCGACUCAAACGACGAGAAGAAAUCGAAGAAACGUAAACAUAAAAGCGAUCACCACGAUAAGGACCGAAAAAAGAAGAAGGAAGAAAUUAGAUCGAAAUUGAGCGAGGAAAAAGAGCUUCAAUUGAAAAUCGACGACUUGAGGAACAAAAUCAAAGGCAGUCAUGAGAAUCGUAGGCGGAGUCGUAGUCGCAGUCGCAGUCGCGAUAGGCGUGUCCGAAGCCGCGAGAGACGAAACGGUCGCGACAACCCAUUCUACAAAGACGACGAUUUUUGGGGGCGUGACCGCUACAGACGGGACCGCCCACGACGCGAUCGCUCCUCCUCYCGUGACUCCUCCCAUAUCGACAAAAAGAAACUGCUAGAAAUCGCCCGGAAGAAUGCCAUUCAAAUGAUGAAGUCCGGGAGCUUACCCGGAGCCCUUACUCUCGGCCCCCAGGCACAAGAAAAAGUGAUCGCCGCGAUCAAAGCCGGCGGGAAAACAAUCGAAGAACUUACAGAUUUCUGUAAAACUUUAUCGAAACAGGAGGCUUUGGGGGAGUUGUCGAGUAAUUCGGAGGGAGGAGGGAGUGAUAGUGAUAAUGAUAAGCCGUUUCAUCAUCCGUUUCAGAURAAAGAUCGGCCUACUUCCAUUACGAUGAAUAUUAAAAAUUCGGUUCCGUUGCCGAUCAAGUCGACACAGGAACGGACAAGUGAGUUGAGAUUACAAUUUCCUGUAAGUAGUGGACAAUUGCACCGGAAAACGGAAAGUGAGUGGGUUCCUGUGUCGCCAAAAAAACCGGAAGUGGUACCUAAGCCGGUUGAGGCUCCGCCUAAAGAACCCAAAGAGGUUCCAGGACCCCAAAUAUUCCCCCUACCAAAUUCAGACCCCACGGCUGUGGAUAUUGGUUCAAUUGUUUCGCAACGGCUCACCGCGAUUCGUAAAUUACAAGAGAACCCAAACGACGUCCAAGCUUUAACUCAGAUGUACAAGUCGAAUAAAGAGAUGCAAUCGUGGGCUCAAAGUAAGCAACAACCGGGUCAAUUCACGGGUAGUACAGGUGCCCAAGUUUUGUCCCAAGCGGAAUUAUCAUCAGGUUACCAAGCGUGGGCUAAAAAGGAUCAACUGACGACGGCCACGCCCGUUUCGGGAGGGAUGGGAAUGCACCUCCUCCAGAAAAUGGGCUGGAAYCCGGGCGAAGGUUUAGGGAAGGAGAAAACAGGGGCUUUGGAGCCCCUCCUCCUGGAGGUUAAGCUAGACAAGAAGGGGCUAGUAGCCAAUGAAGAGCAGAAGAAGAAGAAGAAACAAGGACAAGCCCAGUGGAAUACUUACACGCUACAAAAUAAACACCCUGUAUCACUUUUGGGGGAAUACGCGUCUAAGAAGAAACUGGGGGCGCCACAGUAUGAUUUGUGUUUCGAGUGUGGACCUGACCAUAAGAAAAAUUUCCUAUUUAAGGUGACGUUAAAUGGGGUUGAGUAUAAGCCAAAUGUCGCCAGUCCCAAUAAAAAGGAGGCCAAGGCGGCGGCUGCAUCGAUCUGUUUGCAACACUUGGGUUUAAUACAAUAAAAAGUGGGCGUGUCAAUGGGAGGCGUGGCCAAAUGAAACGUCCCCUUAAAAAAUAAAUUUAUAUUUCAAAUUAAGUCAUUACAUACACUUACACUUUUAACACCAACUUAAAUUAAAUGAAAUAAACAACAAAUGAAAAUGCUAUCAAUAAAUAUAAAAUGUAAAAGCAAAAAAUGGAUUAUUCUAACGGAAUAUCGAUUUCUGAGAAAUCCUGUUUAAGUUUGGCGAGCUGAAACACAAUAAUUACACCCCUAAAUCGAUGAUCAGUGCRA
Messenger RNA from Tribolium madens (black flour beetle), 2528 nucleotides. RefSeq names its product protein Son (gene Son). Gene Ontology annotation, molecular function: RNA binding. Gene Ontology annotation, biological process: regulation of mRNA splicing, via spliceosome; regulation of cell cycle. The transcript is spliced from 6 exons. The record is from RefSeq and is a predicted model, not a curated record. Bases 298 to 2256 code for a protein of 652 amino acids. Lineage: Eukaryota; Metazoa; Arthropoda; Insecta; Coleoptera; Tenebrionidae.